CCGACCAAAUGAUGCUGACGUUAGAUAUGUCGCAACCUGGCCGAUUACGUAAUAGUUUACCAGCCGCGCCGAUGAGUUUUGAUUGAAGUUCAAGGACAAAAUACGACUAUCUAACAACUUGUCAUGAAGUCUAUGUAACUGCACUUGUGAUCCUCGACUCUCCAUAAUCUGCGCAUCAGGUAUAAACGCUUGCAACGUGCGUGUACACAAAUUGAAGAACGCAUCACAUCGUGAGCUUGAGUAGUGUUACAUGGUCAUGAUGGAUUCCCUGGAAAAGGCCCGACGAAAGAGAAUGGUUGACUGUGCAGUGCAGUUUCAAAAUGUCAAUGCAGAAGAUCUAAUGCCAUAUCUUAAGUGUCUUCCUCGACCACAAAAGGAGAAAAUUCUCUGUAAGCAAAGGCUUGAUGGAGCUCUAGCCGCAGCUCAGAUGCUGGGCAUGGCGUUGGUCAAAGUUGACAAUUGGUUUGAGCAGCUUAUCCCUGCACUACGGGAGUUGAAUCAGAAUGAGCUAGCGGACCUUUUAGACGAUCCCCCAGAGGAUAAGCGUCUGGAAAACCAUCGGGAUGUGGGCCUGCAGAGCCAUCAGGAAAAGAAAGGAAAGUUUUCCCCAAACCAGGAAAAGAAUCUGCACCAGAGCGAAGCAGGUCAGUCAACGCUUCCACGGCCAUCGACAUCCUCGGGUCAGAGUUUAAAGGUCACACUCCAGACACCAUACAGUCAAUUGUCCGCCUUGAUCCUGCAUGUGCUGAGACGCUUGGAUGUGCUCAGUCCUGCCACUGGCAAUGACUGGACUGGUCUUGCUGGACAGUUAGGUUUCAGCAUAGACUCUGUCAAUCGUUUUCGAUCUCAGCAGGGGAGUCCCACUGAAGCACUGUUGCUUGAGUGGAGUAACGAGGGUGCUGCCACACUCGAGAAGCUGAUAAACGCUCUUCACGAUAUGCACAGAGAAGACAUUUGCCAGCAGUUGGAAGAAUUGUUGGGUCUCCGUUUGGAAUUGAGGAAUAACCAGGAUGGCAAUACCGCAGAGCCAAGACCCACAGUAUCUGUCAGCUCUCGGCCCCUGACAGAGCAAGAUCAACAAUCCGAGCUGGCAGCAAGGCCGCAGGUAACCGACACUGCACCUAACCAGCCAGCAGUUGACACGGAGGUUGAGGAAGAGGCAAAACUUGUCGCACCAGCACCAAGACCACAGCCAGAAGCUGUGCCAUCACACGCAGAAGAAAGCGGCGAAGACGUGGCUACAGAGAGUGAAAAUGCAGCUAAAAAGGAAUCUGACACAAGCCCAAAACCACAGAACAGUCAGAGCACUGAGACAAGCAAGGCAGAUGCAUCGAUUGUCAAGCAUCCAGAGGCUGAGAAAGUGGAAGUGCCGAGUGCACACAUCAGUUGCAAGGAUAGCCAGCCGCCGGUCAAUAACCUGAACAGAAAGCACGUGGAAAGCGAUCACGCCAACUGCCAGGUGAAAACACAGCUGUCUGAUGACCCAGAAACCUGCAGUGAUAAUAAUCCAGGGGAUGGAUACAGCACUGGUUAUAUACAUGUAGAAAGCAACGUCUGCGACUGCUAUCAUUCGUUGAAAACUGAUGAUGAAUUGGAUAGAGAUGUAUCUUUGCAGAUGUCAGAGGAAAGUGUUCCAACGAUUGUACCAGUUGCCUCACUUGAUGCUGGUACAUCUGGAGCCUCUGCUGGUGAUGAUCCCACCUCAUCAUCAUCUCAAGAAUCGUCAUCAGCCACAACCGCCCUCUCUGCAAGUGCCACAUCAGUUGCACCAGCUACUGUGGGCCAGGCUGUUAAAAAGGACUCGUGUGAUGGUUUUGCGCCGACAGUUAAGAUACUGACAUCUUCCCAAGGCGCUCCUGUUCGGCAGGCUUCUGGGGACUCUAAGUACCAUCUUGAACAGUUCCAAGUGCCUUCAGUAGAUGGAGCUUUCCCUGAAGCUGCCUGGAUGAGAGCAACAGCUUUCAAAAGUACAUCUAACCCAGAAGCAUCCAGCAGCAUACGCCAAGUCCGUAAGCCUGUCAAACAGCAGCAGCUGUGUGAUGCCAAGCCUGUAGCUGACCAAGUUGGCCCUAAACCUUCGCAGCCCGACAAAGACUCCCAAGACCCUGCCCCAAAACCCAGCCACCUGAACCAGCAGAAGAUCGGGGAGUCACAAAAGAAGCAGGCAUCAUCCGCAGUAGACAGCCAACACCAACAUCACGCCCAGACCAAAUCACCUCCAACUCCUUUGGCACCCCAUGAGGAGGACGGCUCUGGAGGCAAUCCUGAGCUGUCAGGCAGCGAGAAGCAGGAAGCAUCCACUGAAACCCAAUGUGACCCUCCACCUAUUCCUCAAUUGGUAGAGAGCACCCAGCUCCUGCCCAGUACCACUAACACCCCAUCUGCUCUUCAGGCAUCCCCUCAAAGAACCCAGGAGGUGGAUUCUACCGGCUGUCUUGAGGAGUCCGGCGCCAAGAGCCCAGAAGCAUCGGUACCACUCCGACAGGAGGCAUCUCUUCCUGAUCAAGACAGCAUCCAGCCUCCCCAUGCUCUAGCUGAUAACACCGAAGAUCAAGGAGGUGAUUCCCAGGAGCCAGGUGCAGAGGAUGAGAAUACUGAUGCGACCACAGAGUCACAGGGAAGAGGAGCUCUUGUAGGCCUGGCCCUUGCUGUUCCUGUCGUCUUGUCGUUGGCAGCCGCACUUACAGGUGGGGACAUAUUAUCCAAUGUGUUGUGAUUUUGCAGUUUCCUAUGAUUUGGGCACAAUUCCGUGUCUCUAAUUCUUAUACCAGUCAAUAAGCCAUUUGCGAGUUAAAGUGGAAUAAAAUCUGGAACGCUGACUUAAUCCAAUGCUUUGCACGUUUAAACUUUGCAU
This is a messenger RNA of Patiria miniata (bat star), 2854 nucleotides long. RefSeq names its product neurofilament heavy polypeptide-like. Gene Ontology annotation, cellular component: cell surface; plasma membrane. Gene Ontology annotation, biological process: Rho protein signal transduction. Gene Ontology annotation, molecular function: coreceptor activity; death receptor activity; nerve growth factor binding. NCBI's taxonomy places the organism in Eukaryota, Metazoa, Echinodermata, Asteroidea, Valvatida, Asterinidae. The transcript has 6 exons. Bases 251 to 2716 code for a protein of 821 amino acids. The record is from RefSeq and is a predicted model, not a curated record.